Rhizophagus irregularis DAOM 181602=DAOM 197198 is the source of this 763-nucleotide messenger RNA. RefSeq lists its product as uncharacterized. Lineage: Eukaryota; Fungi; Glomeromycota; Glomeromycetes; Glomerales; Glomeraceae. The record is from RefSeq and is a predicted model, not a curated record.
AUUUAAUGUAUGAGUAGGAAUAAUGAUCUCUAACUACUCUACUCGAACAUUAAUAAAAUUCGAUAAGCAUCAUUGUAGAAACAUUCUGGUUCUUAAGCCAAAUUGCGAAUUUUUGAUGUGGGAAUUUCCUUCAAUUAUUGCUAACAGUAGAUAUGUAAGACGUACUAAGAGAAAUAACAGACGGGUAAAGAACAUAAACGGAUUCCUACUUUUUUACCGUCACUAUUUAGCAGCUCAAAAAAAAUAUAUGCAAAGACCUAUUAGAAACGGAGUUGAACAAAGCGUGGAAAUUCGGAAAACUUGGAAUUGUGCUGGAAAACAAAUUCAUGAUGUAUACGAAAAAUUAGCUUUUCAGUUAAAAUUCGUUAUGAACGAAUUUCCAAUCUCGACGUAUCUGAUGUAUAACAUCGAUAUCACUUUUAUUCCAAGAAUAACCAAAAAUAACUACUCUCAAAAAGAUAAUCGUAAAGUCUCAAAGGUUUUUAGAUUUAUUAUUCAAAUCAUCAUCAACCGUUACUGAGGCGAAUGCGACUACAAUAAGAUAAGAAUUACUUAUAUACACUAUGAUUUCACCUAUGGAUUUAUAUUAUAGAUAAGCAUAACUUCCACUAAGAUUUUUUGAUGGCAUUAUGACAUUUAAUUAUUAUCGUAGUUUAAACUUCGAACGUUCGGAAUAUUUAAAAAAACAUACGUAACUUUUUUGAUGGCAUUUUUGUAAAAAAAUCAUAUGUAAAUUUUAUGAUAACAUUUAAUUGAUAGCGUA